CUAUCGCCUCCUCCCACCCCUCUCCCUCCUGCUAAGACGUUUCAUUAUGAUAACGAUACGUGCGGUGUUUGGUUGUUCUAGUCGUUGUACAAAUCAUCCUGUCUUAAUUGAAGAGAAUUUAUUCAUUAAGUGGUGAGCGCUCUUCAAGACAAGGCCCGUCUUGUAGCCGUUGUAGAUAGAAUUGCUAGUGACUUGUUAAGAGACGGUAUAAUCGGCGUCACUAUAACGGCCGCUUUGUCAAGGUGUGGGAGACAGGUAGCUUGUCAUGAUGGACCCGCGGGAGGCUGCACUUUGUUUACCGUUGUAGAUAGCCAUUAAACCUAUUACACACAGUUUUACUCAAGAGCUUCCGGACAGCAGGAAACGUUUACUGUGUGACGGUGCCGGGAGUUAGGUAGUUUUUGUAUGGAAACAUUUUGUGAUUUUUAUUUUUUUAUUUUUUUUAUUUCUCACCAAACGGAAAUUUGGUCUAUAGAUGACACACAGAAACUGUAAGGCUUCUCCUAUAUUUUUUUUACAGGUUAUCAGCACACUUAUUAUUCUUUAUACGGAAAAUAGUAUUUAUUUUAUAUAAGGGAAGUUGUUCAAAGAAGUUGUGCAAAUAGGACACGAAUGAGCUUGUGAAAUAGGAAUGGAUUGCAGCAUGAAUUCAAGACAUCACAACUCCUUGACAUCGUCGUGCUAUUCUAGAGACAGCGUUUUUUUUACGGCACCUAGAACCUGGCACCCACAUAUUUACGAGAAAACUCCUAAGCAACCGACACCCCAUUUCAUCUCCAACAUACUUGGGACGUGUUAUGAUAAUGACAAUGUGAAAAUUGAGGACACGAGAUCAAUUGAUGGGCGAAGUGACGAGCGACGACAUUGUGGCUAUGGGUACGAUUCCAAUGGUGAAAAAGAGGGUUAUACUAAACACCGGAACGCGGACUUAGACGGGUACAUAUCCGGACCGGAGAACUUGGAAAAUAGACAUCACGGUACAAGCCUUGAAAGUGACGGAGAUACCAAACAGAAACGGAAAAGCGAAGACGAGGAUUCAAAUCCGGACAACCAAGCAAAGAAGAAAAAAGCGCGAACCACAUUCACCGGCAGACAAAUAUUUGAACUGGAGAAACAAUUUGAACUAAAGAAGUAUCUCUCGUCAGCUGAACGGGCAGAAAUGGCGGCACUGCUAAACGUAACAGAAACACAGGUGAAGAUUUGGUUUCAAAACAGACGAACAAAAUGGAAGAAACAGGAAAAUAUUUCUAAUGCUGAAGCGGCGGAACAUAAAGUACACGUCGACAAAACGCACGACAUGGCACGUGCGUCUGUCAACACUAAAGCGGGAAAGUCUGAAUCCGUGUCUGUGCCAGUCGUUCAGAUCUCUUUAAAACAAACAAUUUUUACACAACAAAUAAACAUGGAAGGAGAUAUCGUAAAACCAUCACAUGAUUCCUCAAUUUCAAUCAACCAUUCCGAUAAUUCCAACCCCAGACAUGACCCCUCAUCAGAGUGUGAAAAUUCAAAAGACUCAAAUGUUCAUUCGGAACACGAAUCUUCGGGGCCUUGUGUUGACGUUGACGUCACUGAAACUCGUGUACCAGAAAGUAAUGAUGUUUUAGACGAUGAAUCGUCAAAAGAUAUUCCACCAACAAUUUGUUCUCAACCGUUCCAAUGACAUCGUGACUGUGUAUGAUUUAUAUACGUUAUACAUUUGUAUUGUUAUUAUGUCUCGUCGUAUUUAUAUCUAAAAUAGGUCGCCACCAUUUAAUUUAUUAAGAUUUACUGUAAAAUGUGGUUUGGUAGGUGCAACAAAGCAACCAAACUACUUAAACAAUGAUAACAUUGAGUCAUAUUCGGUCCUACAAAUAUUUUCUUCAAUUUUGAUAACAUGUGCCACAUUAUAACUCUACCAUUUUGUGAUACAAACAUGACGUUUUAUUGACCUUUCAAUUAGGACAAAAAUGUCAUCACAGGACUAGUACAGUAAAACACUGCAAUAAAGAAGUUUCGUAACAUUUGAUGUGAAGACGAAUAGGCAGUAAUACGUCAGAUGUACGUUAUAAUCUCACCUACACUGGUCACACUAUCAGAGGCUUUUAAUACGUCAGAUGUACGUUCUAAUCUCACCUACACUGGUACCACUAUCGGAGUCUCUGAACAGGCUGGUGAAGCUAGUUUAUUCCAGAGGUGUAUCACUGUGUUAUUCUGCUUUCGACAUUGUUUACAUAUAAUUAACAUUGUCCAACAGUUUGGAUAUACAUUUUAACUAUAUUUGUAAAAGGACGAAGUAGAUACUAGUUUCAAAAGUAAAAUUGGCACCUUGCCAUUCCCGACCAUAUCAACUCCGCUUACCGUUUCCACUAGUGUCCCAAUAGAGUAGGUUGGAGACUGGAAAUUUGCUGAAAAAACUAUUUAUCUGAAAACAAAUGUGUUCUCACAUCGACCGAGAUGAAGGCCUUUAAUAGCCUAGGUUGGUCAUUUAAUUGACCACACACGUCAGUGGCACCGGACCAAAAGCUUGAAAGGAAACAGAUGACAGACCAGACAUUUUCUAAACAAGUCAUUAAAAGUAACGACGUUUUGUGUAAUAGGUCCCGACUGUGUUUUCCUUAGUAGGAUGUGUAACGGCAGGCAUUGUACUCGGGCUAAGGGCACACUCCGAUGUUGUUACUUAAUGUACACUGUAUUCUUUGUCUGUUGGUGUUUAUACGUUGUGGCUGUGUAUUAUUUCUAUGAUAACAGAGUCAGUAUACAAAAUAAAAGUGC
Molecule: messenger RNA, 2751 nt
Organism: Mizuhopecten yessoensis (Yesso scallop)
Lineage: Eukaryota; Metazoa; Mollusca; Bivalvia; Pectinida; Pectinidae
Product: homeobox protein Dlx2a-like
Exons: 3
Coding region: 632-1660 (342 amino acids)
Biological process (GO): cell differentiation; regulation of transcription by RNA polymerase II
Cellular component (GO): nucleus
Molecular function (GO): DNA-binding transcription factor activity, RNA polymerase II-specific; RNA polymerase II cis-regulatory region sequence-specific DNA binding
Source: RefSeq, a predicted model, not a curated record